AUGUAUGGAAUGCUGGAUACAAUUGUCUCUGGUCAACAAGGUGCAUUUAUAAAAGGUAGAUGUAUACAAGAGCAAGUUGUACUGGCUUCAGAAAUAAUUAAUGAGCUGGAUACAAAAAGGGGAGGUGGUAAUAUAGGCUUAAAACUGGAUAUCACUCAAGCAUAUGACUCUCUGAGCUGGGAGUUUCUUUUUGAAGUAAUGAAGAGAUUUGGUUUUUUUCAAAGAUGUGUUAACUGGAUUCAUCAAUUGUUCACAUCAGCUAGAAUUUUUGUGCUAGUAAAUGGUGGCCCUGUUGGUUUUUUUGAAGUUAGCAUGGGAUUGAGAUAA
Molecule: messenger RNA, 327 nt
Organism: Papaver somniferum (opium poppy)
Lineage: Eukaryota; Viridiplantae; Streptophyta; Magnoliopsida; Ranunculales; Papaveraceae
Exons: 1
Coding region: 1-327 (108 amino acids)
Source: RefSeq, a predicted model, not a curated record